UGUAUCUUAAUAACACAAUAGCUUUGUCAGAAAUGGUUAUUUUUACCCUCAAAAUGAUGGUUGUCACCAAUGAAGCCGAGAACAUACCCAAUCUGACCUCCAUGAGGAAGCUGAGAAAGCAAAUAACUACCUGGAUUAAUACAUAUGCUAAGACAAACAAGCAAGACAAGGUUGCUCGCUUUAUAGGUUAUUAUAAGCCUUUGCCCACCCUAAUAAUUAAUGCUAUCAAGAGUGAAGGAGUCAUCUCUCAGACAGAAGACGGAAUUCUAAUUGACUGGGCUAUUCUGAAAUUGCUACUUCUAAAGACCAGAAAAACUCAUGAUCAAUCUUACUUCGCUCCUUACUUCCGAUCACUAAAAUAACAAGGUCCUACAAUACCAGAAAUAAUUCUUAAAAACAUACCAACUACCAACU
Messenger RNA from Moneuplotes crassus, 414 nucleotides. NCBI's taxonomy places the organism in Eukaryota, Ciliophora, Spirotrichea, Euplotida, Euplotidae. The record is from the annotation of a GenBank genome assembly.